Messenger RNA from Microstroma glucosiphilum, 1611 nucleotides. Its product is annotated as DUF926-domain-containing protein. Gene Ontology annotation, molecular function: chromatin binding. Gene Ontology annotation, cellular component: nucleus. Gene Ontology annotation, biological process: regulation of gene expression. The transcript has a single exon. Lineage: Eukaryota; Fungi; Basidiomycota; Exobasidiomycetes; Microstromatales; Microstromataceae. The record is from RefSeq and is a predicted model, not a curated record. Bases 9 to 1505 code for a protein of 498 amino acids.
GACCCAUCAUGACUUCCUCUCAGCAUAUGGGGAGUCCUCCACCACCUCAUUCGAACGGCGAGGACAGGGAGAGGAUGCUCAGAGAUCGUCUCAUGAAGGCUCGAGGCGAAGCAGAGCGCACUAGCAGCAGCGGCAAUGGCAAGAGGGCAUCACCAUCCCCUUCAGCCUAUCGUGGUGACUACAGCCAAGGCAGGGAGCAUGACCGGUACCCACGGCGCCCUUCGCCGACAUACGACUCUUAUCGUGGAAACGCAUAUACAGCGCCUGGUCCGCCUCCAAGGAGAGAUGACUAUGAGAGGUAUCCCGCCAGCCGCCAGGAAGACUACCACCAGAGACCACCGCCGCCACACUGGGAUCGACAACCCCCCCGUGGUGAUCGUCCAUACGAUGACCGUCCUCCCAUCCCAUAUCAUCAGUCCUACCCUCGCGAAGAGUACGGCGCUCCUCCCCCCGGCGUGUGGGGAAGGCGAGGUCCUAGGGAGGAACGAGGAGGCGAAGGUGGGGAAGGCGUAGCACCACGACAUGCACCAGGGGGAUCUUACGGCCCCAGCGCCGGUGGAGGUGACUUCUUCUCUAGCCGCAACGAGCAGAGAAAGCAUUCUACUCUUUCCAUUUGGCCGCCUUCUCCCAAGUCACCUUACCGGUCCGACUCGGAUGACGGAGGCAGGAAGAGGAAGAAAAGCAAGUCGAAGCACUCGUCGUCGCGAUCGAAGCGUGACAAAUCCUCACAUCGUUCUCAUCGUCGUCAUUCUAGUCACAAAAGACGCUACGAAGACAGCGAGGAAGAUUCCGACUCAGAGUACGAGCGGGAGAGGAGGCGGCGAAGGAGGGAAAAGGAGAGACGAAGGGAUGGGGACCGAAGCGAAGGCAGAGAUCGGGAGAGGCGGCAUCGCGCCUCUCGCUCCCAAGAUCCUCGGAAUUCGGAUGAAGAGCGUAAGACAGAGGGAGCAGAGCGGUCGGGAAGCAGGGAUCGUCAGAUCCGCCGCAGGAGGCGCUCCCGAUCUCGCUCAACCAGCAGAAGCAGCAGCGAGGAAGCUGAAGCAAAGCGCGGCCCCACUGUUACCUCAAAUGCUCAUGGUCUGCAAGUAGGUGAGGCUGCAAAGCUCGCUCAAGAUGCUUCGGAUGACGAUGAGAUAGGACCGAAGCUUCCCCUUACUGCCGAUGGUAAAGUCGUUGAUCCUAGAGCUUACGGAGGUGCUCUUCUGCCUGGAGAAGGUUCCGCCAUGGCUGCGUUCCUUCAAGAAGGCCAACGUAUCCCCCGACGAGGAGAGAUCGGUCUCUCGUCGGAUCAGAUCGAAGACUACGAGAAGGUUGGCUACGUCAUGUCGGGAUCUCGUCAUGCCAGGAUGAAUGCAGUGAGGAUGAGAAAGGAGAACCAGGUGAUCAGUGCAGAAGAGAAGAGGACUUUGCUGAAGAUGAGGAACGAGGAGAAGGAGAAGAAGGAGAGGGAGAUCGUUGGGCAGUUCAGAGAGUUGCUCGACACCAUGCAGCCCGGCGGGCACUGAGAUUGCCCCGAGUGAGAGCGACCAAAGGAUCUUUACAUGUAUACAUAGGGGUAUCAAAUAUCCACAUUCUCCAAUCACAGAGACUCAUCCUUAUCACGACUUCCUG